UUGAAUUUCUUUGCCAUAGUGAUGCAGUGAUUUGUUUAUUGUGGUUGACGUUAGUGGUAAUUCAGAAGUUACUUGUACCCGAAAGAUUUUUAGUUCAAGAUGAGUGCCAUUGCGAAUAUUGCUAUUCAGAGUACAGCAGGUGCUGUUCCUGUGAGAAAUGAAAAAGGUGAAGUGUCAAUGCAAAAGGUGAAAGUUCACCGUUAUGUAUCUGGGAAACGGCCAGAUUAUGCACCUAUGUCAAGCAGUGAAGAGGAAUCGGAUGAUGAUGAUUUUAUCGAACAAAAAAGGCGACAGCCUUUCCGUACAUAUCCAAAUGCCGAAACAGUGGAGAGUGAUGUUCCAGAAGAAGCAGAAGCAGAAAUUGAUGACCCAAGACUUCGAAGACUUCAGACUAUUAUGGCUGAGGAGGAAGCAUCCAAUGAAGAAGGAAGACUUGAAAGACACAGACAUAUUCAUGCCCCUGAAGUACUUCAGGGUGGUGAAUCAGAUGAAGACGAUGGCAAACCACAUCGAGAUGAAGGGAGUGAAGAAGAGGAGGAGGAAGAACUUAGUGAUUCAGAGAUAGAAAAAAGACGACAACAGCUUCGAGAAAAAUUAUUGAGCCGCAAAGAAGAAGUUGAGGUUGAAAUAUUGGACAAAGAAGAUGAAAACAAAAGUCCAGAAAUCACUGAAUCAGAGUCAUCAGAAUAUGAGGAAGGUACAGACUCAGAAGAAGAAGUUGGACCAAGACUAAAGCCAGUCUUUGUACGUAAGAAAGAUAGAGUGACUGUAUUGGAGAAAGAGCGAGAAGAACAAAAGAAGAAAUUAGCACAACAAGAAGCAAAGAAAAUGGCUGAAGAACGUCGCAAGUACACCCUCAAGAUGGUAGAAGAUGAGGUUCGCAAAGAAAUGGCUGUGAAAGAAACGGAAGAACCUUCCUUAAAUGAUAUUAAUACUGAUGAUGAAAAUGAUGAAGUUGAAUAUGAAGCAUGGAAAUUGCGGGAGUUAAAGAGAUUGAAACGUGAUCGUGAAGAGAGAGAAGCGGUUGAGAGAGAACGUAUGGAAAUUGAACGGCUGAGAAAUAUGACAGAAGAAGAACGCAGAAUUGAACUACGCAACAAUCCAAAACAUGUCACGAACAAAGCAGCCAAAGGAAAGUACAAAUUUCUACAGAAAUAUUAUCAUCGGGGAGCUUUCUAUAUGGAUGAAGAUCAAGAAUUGUUUAAACGUGAUUUCUCAGCUGCGACUUUGGAAGAUCACUUUGAUAAAACUAUUCUGCCAAAGGUAAUGCAGGUGAAAAAUUUCGGCCGAAGUGGGCGUACAAAAUAUACACACCUGGUGGACCAGGAUACAACGCAGUUUGAUUCCCCGUGGGUUUCGGAAACAGCUCAGAAUCUGAAAUUCCACACAACUCUUGCUGCUGGUAUGAAGCAAGUGUUUGAGAAACCAACACAGUACAAAAGGAAACAACAACAGCAGUGAUUGUGUUCACAAGAAAACAAAAAUUCAUGUAAAAACAGUAAAGACUUCAUCACCAUUGUUGUUUUACUUGUUUACAAAAAUCAAGUGUGUGUCUUUUCAGAGUGAUAGACUUUUUUUUUAGAUAUCUGAGAAAUGUGUGAAAGUUGUACAGAACUUCUGUGAGCUGUAUGUCAACAUUCAUUGUACAGUGAUUCAUUUUACAGUGACUGCAUAUUAUCCCAUCAGUGGAUUCCUUUUGGGUGUAAGUGUGUAACAAAACUUGAAGAGCUUAAUUUUAUAUUGCCAGAAAGAUGAUUUUACUGUCUCCUGUGAAGGGUGCACAGAAAUAUUGGGUUGGCAGAUUAAUUUGUUCUUUACUUUUAUGUGUGAUGAAACACAGUGUACUGAUAUAUUUUGACAAUUCGUAUCAGCUUAAUAAUUCUGAGCACAUAACGUAUUUGAAGCAUAUAAAGAAAAUACUUACACUGUAUAUUUCAUACUCCACUCAUCUGUGCAGAUCUUUCAGUGUAGAGAAUACUGUAAGUUGAAUAAGUGGUAAUUGGAGGGUGUCAUGAAUAUGGGAAAUAAGGCAGUACAUCACAGCUAAGAUUCAACAAUGCACUCAGUGUGCUCAGUAAUGCACAGGGAAUGGUGUUGUCAAUGUCAAAUUUGCUCAAUCACACCUUCAUCCUUGGCUGGUUUUGAAUGAUUUGUGUGAAUGACUUAACUGCAACCACUCUACAUUAGGGAGAAAAAUGCUAUCUAAUAGUAUCUCGUGUUCACCAAAAUCCAGAACAUACAAAACUGAUGAUAAGUGAGCAUAAAUUUUCAAGAAAUUGAACAAUCAAGGUAUGCAGUGAAAUCAGGAAAAAACAAUGGAAGUACAGGUAGACUUGUUAAUUACCUGAAUGAAAUGUUUUGUAAUAUAAUACUUUGUUGAAACACUGUGUUGUUGCUACAUGGACUGCAGCCUGAAAAAAAGUUUCUGACAAUCAUUAUAACAUUUUAAUGGUCCAAUGUACUAUAUGAAUUCCAAGUAUAUGCAUGUUAAAAGUUUUAAAUAACUUUAUUUUGUAUUUGUGUUAAGUUUCUUCUACUCCAGAGGUGUUUUUUUGUCUUUUAUUUCUGUCUUCCACUGUGUUUCAUUGCAAGAUGUUAAUCUGUGAUUGAUUGUAUACUAUAAUUUUCAUAUUGGUUUUGAAAAAUUGAAUACUCAAUAGUCCUGAAUAGGUAGUUUACUUUUUGUUUUGUGUUAAUUAAAUUUUGAUGUUGCAUAGAACACAGGCAUCUACAGUAACAACUUCUCUUGGUGGUUAGGCAGGAUGUGUGUAUGGUAUUUCAAAGUAUCACUCUUGUAAUUUGGAUAGCUGUAACUGGCAGUUACAGACAAAUCAGAUGUAAAUAAAUGUUUAUUGACA
This is a messenger RNA of Schistocerca cancellata (South American locust), 2858 nucleotides long. RefSeq names its product microfibrillar-associated protein 1 (gene Mfap1). Gene Ontology annotation, molecular function: RNA binding. The record is from RefSeq and is a predicted model, not a curated record. Lineage: Eukaryota; Metazoa; Arthropoda; Insecta; Orthoptera; Acrididae. Gene Ontology annotation, cellular component: U2-type spliceosomal complex. Bases 100 to 1461 code for a protein of 453 amino acids. Gene Ontology annotation, biological process: mRNA splicing, via spliceosome. The transcript has 8 exons.